CUUGCAGCAGGGACUCACAUACUUGCAUACAUAGUACAUACACGUACGGUGCGGAGGGGCAUGGCGAGCUUGUCGGCGUUGAAGUUCACUGUGCGCAGGAAGCCGGCGGUGCUCUUGACCCCAGCGGCGCCGACGCCGCGAGAGCUAAAGCCGCUCUCAGACGUCGACGACCAGAAUGGGCUGCGCUUCCUCAUCGCCAACAUCUUUUUCUUCGAGCGACGCCACAGCGGCAGGGACGUCGACGAUCCGGUGCCGGUGAUUCGGGACGCCAUCGCCGCCGCGCUCGUGCACUACUACCCGCUGGCCGGGCGGAUAAGGGAGCUCGAGGGUCAAAAGCUCGCCGUGGACUGCACUGGCGAGGGCGCGCUGUUCGUGGAGGCUGACGCCGACGAUGUGCGCCUCGAGCAGUUCGGCACGCAGCCGCCGUUCCCGGGAGUUGAUGAGCUCCUCUUCGACCUCCCUGGCUCCAACGAGGUCCUCGACGCUCCACUCCUCCAUUUCCAGGUGACACGGCUUGCGUGCGGAGGCUUCGUCCUGGCGUUCAAAAUACACCACUGCGUGGUGGACGGGCAGGGGGUGGUGCAGUUCAUGGAAGCCGUGGCGGAGCUGGCGCGGGGAGCGGCGGCGCCGACGGUGCGGCCCGUGUGGGGACGCGAGCUGCUGAUGGCGCCGUGCAACGACACGGCGCCGCUUAGAUUCGCGCACCGCGAGUACGAUGUUGUGGAGCCGGACCCCGACGAGAGGCCCGCCAUGGUGCACCGCUCUUUCUUCUUCGGGCCGACAGAGGCCGCCGCCGUCCGCUCCCACCUGCCGCCGGCUCUCCGUCGUGUUGCCUCGACCUUCGAUGUCCUCAUGGGGUUCCUGUGGAAGUGCCGCACGGCGGCGCUAGCCCCACGUGACAGGGACGAGAUGCGGCUGCUCUUCACCACCAGCGUCCGCGGCAAGAAGAAACAGGGUGGUGGCGAACCUUUCAUCCCCGUCGGCUACUAUGGCAACUCGUUCGCAACCCCGGCGGCCAUCUCCACCGCCGGUGCCCUGCGGGCUAAGCCGGUGGGUUAUGCCGUGGAUCUGGUGAGGAAGGCGAGGAGGGAGGUGGACGUGGAGUACUUGCAGUCAGUGGCAAGGUUCAUGGUAAGGAGCGGGAGGCCGCAGUUGGCGUUGCUGCACGCGUAUCUGGUGUCGGACGUGUCCAAGGCCGGCUUCGAUGCCAUCGAUGUUGGGUGGGGCAAGCCUGUGUACGGCGGCACGAUGAGGUGCAGUCUCGACACCAGUCCUGUGAUCUGCAGCUUCCUCACCGCCGGCAAGAACACCAUUGGUGAGGAGGGCAUCAUACUGCCAGUGUGCCUGCCUGCCCCAGCCAUGGAUAAGUUCGUGGAGGAGAUGAGCAACCUGCUCAGGCCGUACGACCAUGUCACGGCGCAACCCAACAACAUAUCUCCCGUUAUUAAAGCCGCGCUCUGAAGACUGAACUAAGCCGAUUGACAUCUGCUCAAUUUGCGCGCUCAAUUGCUACUCGCACCACAUGUGUCCGUAAGUUUAUUUCCGUAGCAACUUGUCCGUAAGUCCAGUACCUACCAGUUUCGUGUAAACAUUUCUCACUCGGGCAGUGAUGGAACGACGCAUCAUGUGUAAUUUUUUUCCCAAAAUUUCUCAUCCCAAACUUUGUGGCAGUGACGGCAACAUGUGUUAUUUUUUA
Lolium perenne is the source of this 1696-nucleotide messenger RNA. RefSeq names its product benzyl alcohol O-benzoyltransferase. NCBI's taxonomy places the organism in Eukaryota, Viridiplantae, Streptophyta, Magnoliopsida, Poales, Poaceae. The record is from RefSeq and is a predicted model, not a curated record.